This is a messenger RNA of Trichomonas vaginalis G3, 549 nucleotides long. Its product is annotated as reversible hydration of carbon dioxide. The record is from RefSeq and is a predicted model, not a curated record. The transcript has a single exon. NCBI's taxonomy places the organism in Eukaryota, Parabasalia, Trichomonadida, Trichomonadidae. Gene Ontology annotation, molecular function: carbonate dehydratase activity; zinc ion binding. The coding region runs from base 1 to 549 and encodes 182 amino acids.
AUGAGCCAACUCGAAUUGAUCACCUCAGCAAAUCAGGCUUUCUUAGAAGCAAAUCCCGAGUUAACAAAACUUAAUAAAGCACCACAGCGUCAUAUUGCUAUUGUUACAUGCAUGGAUACUCGCUUGGUUAAUUUUGCCGAAGAUGCGAUUGGCGUAAAGAGAGGUGAGGCAACAGUUAUUAAGGCCGCAGGUAAUGGAAUAUGGACUACUGGACUUAGCGAUAUUGUAGUUUCGCUCUUAGUAUCAAUUUAUGAACUUGGAGUUCAAGAAAUUUUUAUUAUGGGCCAUGAAUGCUGCGGAAUGACCCAUGCAUCUACAGAUUCUCUAGGUGCACAAAUGCUUAAGUCAGGAAUUAAACCCGAGGACAUUGAAAAGUUUAAAUCAGAUCUAUCCAAAUGGGUUGAUGAUUUCAAAGAUCCUAUUGAUAACAUUAAAAAUUCUGUUAGAUGUGUACGCGAAAACCCAUUGAUUCCAAAGAAUAUUCCAAUCCAUGGAUUACUUAUCCAUCCAGAUACUGGAAAAGUUACAACUAUUAUUAAUGGUUAUUGA